This is a messenger RNA of Acaulospora colombiana, 516 nucleotides long. The record is from the annotation of a GenBank genome assembly. Lineage: Eukaryota; Fungi; Glomeromycota; Glomeromycetes; Diversisporales; Acaulosporaceae.
ACAAGGGCCAACAAUGCGUCGUUACAUUCUGACCAAGUCGAAAAGAUUAAUCAGCUCGAGCAGGAGAUACGUGAACAAACCAACCGCACGAAUGAAGCCGAGGCAAUGAUGGAGCCAUUUGUUCGGCGCCGAACCGCUCGUCUAGUGGCAAUCGCACAGGCAGAAGAAAGAUAUCGAGCUGCCAUAGAAGUCGAAAGGCAACAAAUUGAAGAGGAAGAUAUUCUUGCGGCCCAAAGAGCACGUGCUCAUGCAGCGUUGCAGAAGCGAGUGGCUGAUCCAAAGGCCCAUUGGCAAAAUGCCAUAUUGAAACGGGAUCCUAUCAGCAAAGUAACAAAACAUGAUCAAGAAAAUGUGAGACUCACCCGCGGGCCAAUGCCCAGUGCCCCGAUGGUCACCACUAGAGGUAUUAUGGAGAUAUACGACGAUGGAGAGGAGGUGCCCAUCGAUCCAGCCUUGAGAAUGCUUGAUAAUAAUUGUAUUCGAAACGAUUUUGGGCCUGUUGGUGGCCAGCUUUGA